This is a messenger RNA of Trifolium pratense (red clover), 2890 nucleotides long. RefSeq names its product putative serine/threonine-protein kinase-like protein CCR3. Gene Ontology annotation, biological process: protein phosphorylation. The transcript has a single exon. The record is from RefSeq and is a predicted model, not a curated record. Lineage: Eukaryota; Viridiplantae; Streptophyta; Magnoliopsida; Fabales; Fabaceae. Gene Ontology annotation, molecular function: protein serine/threonine kinase activity; ATP binding. The coding region runs from base 218 to 2683 and encodes 821 amino acids.
UAUAAAGAUUGAAGUUUGAAUUCCGAGUUCUAUAUAAUUCGCGGUGUGAGAAUCUAAAUACUAGUUGAAAAAGAAGGAGAAUUUUGUCUUUUACAACCUUUCUAAAUGCACUACACUACUUCAUCUCUUCUCUCACCCCAUUUCUUCAUUCAACCAUUUCCCUCAAAAUCUCAUCAAUGAAGAAAAACAACAAAAACAACCCUUCUUCACCUUCUCAAUGAAACCAACAAUAACUCUCAUUUUCAUCUUCGCCGUUAUUUUCACCACAACAACCGUAAACAGCCUCGGCAUCGCCUCCACAACUGCCAUAACCUACAACACCUCCACUAUAUGCGGCAUAGUUGCCAGUAAGCCCCACCAAUAUAUCCAAUGCUACCAAAACAAAAAACUCAUUCCAAUAGUCCUCCCCAAUGUUUCCUUUCAGUCCAUUUCUGGUGGCCGCAGUUUCUUCUGCGGCCUCCGUUUUAAUGGACUGAGUUUCUACUGUUGGGACACAAGGACACCAAAGUCUUUUCUCGAACCUAGAAGAUUGUAUUACAGUGAAAACGUUCAGUUGAGUGAUGUAGCUGUUGGUGAUGAUCAAGUUUGUGCCAGAGAGUUGCAUUCUGGUAUAGUAAGGUGUUGGAGAGGCUAUGGUGGAAAUAAUGGAGUUGAGUUUCCUUCUCCUGAUGAAAGUUUUCGGUUUCGAACCGUUACUUGUGGUUCUAGUUUUUGUUGUGGGAUAUUGAAGGUGAACAAUACAGUUUUUUGUUGGGGUGAAAAUGGAGAAAAUGGUGUUGAGAAUUUGAUUCAGAAACAGUUUACAAAUUUAUCAAUGUCAACAUUGGUUUCUGGUGUGUCACAUGUUUGUGGUUUGAAUCUUAAUGGUGUUUUGAUUUGCAAAGGAAAGAACAACAACAAUGAUGAGUCUGGUAAGUUAAAUGUUCCUUUGAAUUCUAGUUCUGUUUUUUCAGCUCUUGCUUUAGGUGAAAAUUUCACUUGUGGCAUUAGAAUUAAAAAUGGACUUGUUCAAUGUUGGGGUGGUGAUUUUGGUAGUGAUUUUGAUAGUGAUAAUGUGAAUAAUCAUGUUAUGAAAAGUGUUUCUUUUGAGUCAGUUGUUGCUGGUUUGGAUUUUGUUUGUGGUUUAACGACUAGGGAUUUGUCUCUAAUUUGUUGGGGUAAUCCUAAUUGGUAUUCUAAGCAUCAUUUUAAGAAUGAUGUUUAUGUUCCAUUAGGAAUGAUUCUUCCUGGUCCAUGUGUUAAGGAUGAUUCUUGUAACUCAUGUGGUGUGUAUCCAAAUUCUGAUUUUCUAUGUCAUGGAUUUGGAAGUAUUUGUUAUCAAUGUCGAACCGAGCUUCCGAUUGCCGUGCAAUUGCCACCACCUUUAUCAACAUCAUCAUCAUCACCUAAUAAACAACCUUCUUUAGAUAAUGAAGAAAAAGGAACAAGAGGUUGGAAACUUAUGACAUUUUUGAUUAUUGGAUCAGUUGGUGCUUUUGCUGGUUUAUGCACUAUUCUUUAUUUUGUUAUGAUUGGUUCUAGAAGAUUGUUAAGGUCGAAAAUCGAUAAUUCGGUUCAACCUACAAGUAGUGAAUCUGAUGAUGCUUAUGUUGAUAUAGCUCCAAUGCAAAAUGUUGGUACUAUUAAUAAUAAUGGAACAUCAACAUUAAGAUCUUUUUCAAGUAAAAGACAUAGUUCAGGUAGAUUAAGAAGUGGUUCAUCGUCGAAGCAAUUAGACAGAACCGAGAGUUUUUCAUUUUGGGAAUUAAUUGCAGCUUGUAACAAUUUCUCAAUGGAAAACAAAAUCGGUUCCGGUAGUUUCGGGUGUGUUUACAAAGGGAGACUAUUCGACGGCCGUGAAGUUGCAAUUAAACGAGGCGAUACUUGCUUGAGGAAGAAGAAAUUUCAAGAAAAAGAAACUGCUUUUGAUUCUGAGUUAACUUUAUUGUCAAGGCUUCACCAUAAGCAUUUGGUGAGAUUAAUUGGUUUCUGUGAAGAGAAUGAUGAGAGACUUUUGGUUUAUGAGUAUAUGAGUAAUGGAUCAUUACAUGAUCAUUUGCAUGAUACGAACAAUGUUGAGAAAAAUAGUAGCAUUAUGAAUUCAUGGAAAAUGAGAAUCAAAGUUGCAUUAGAUGCUGCAAGAGGGAUUGAGUAUAUUCAUAACUACGCGGUACCGCCGAUUAUUCAUAGAGAUAUUAAAUCCUCAAAUAUACUUAUUGACUCAAAUUGGAAUGCUAGGGUUUCCGAUUUCGGAUUAUCGUUAAUCUGGCAAGAAACCGAACAAGAAUUGAUGUCGAAUAUACAAGCAGUCGGAACCGUCGGUUAUAUAGAUCCCGAGUACUAUGUUUUGAAUGUUUUAACAACAAAAAGUGAUGUUUAUGGUUUAGGUGUUGUGAUGUUGGAACUUUUGACAGGUAAAAGAGCAGUGUUUAAGAAUGAAGGUGAAUCAGAUCCUAUUGGUGUGGUUGAAUAUGCAGGAGGAAAAAUAGGAACAGGUGAGGUUUGGAAUUUGUUGGAUCAUAGAGUUGGAAUACCAGAAGUUAAUGAAGUUGAAUCUGUUGAGAUUAUGGCUUAUACUGCUAUGCAUUGUGUUAAUUUGGAGGGUACAGAUAGGCCUAAUAUGGUUGAUAUUGUUGCUAAUUUGGAAAGGGCUUUGGCUUUUCUUGAGGGUAGUCCUGGUAGUUUUUCUAUGUCUUCAUUAUAGUGUCAAUAGAUGAAAAAAAAAAUUUACUUUCAAUCACAUUUUAGUUUGUUGUUUUUUGUUUUGUGAAAUUAUUCUUUAGGUUAUAAAUUUAUAAAGUUAUGUAAAAAAUAAAUACACUUAUUAUAUAUGAUUUUAGUCUCUAUGUUCAAGGUUCGGUAUGGUGAGAAAAAAAUUCGAGAAUUAGAGAGCUAAAUAUAUCUAUAGAUU